AUGGUAUUAAUCCCCGCACCUCGCCCCCUACCAAACCCACCCCCGGGGUUUCCCCGAAUUCCCGACUGGGUUCCCGACACCACAUUUUUGGGAGUGGCUGACAGACCCGGACGGCCUUGGGAAGAGGCUUCCUACUGCCCCCUGGGCGGGUUUUACGGGACCCCCCCCACAGGAAAGCCCAACCUCUGGCCGGUUCCUCACGGGGCCGUGGGAUUUACCAAAAAACCCCAAAAUGGGAGGUUGUCAACAAAAGAAAGCCCCCAAAAUACUGUAAAAAACACCCCCUCCCCCCGCCCCUCUUCCCAAAAAGUUUAGGGACACUAAAAGGCAAGCAGGGUUGACCCCAAAGUGGUUUCCGGGGUUAGUGCCCAAGCCACCACCAAGCAGCCCCAGAACAAAAGGGGGGGCUGGGAGGGUGGUAAAAAAACCCCGGGACAGAAAAUCGGGGUUUUAAAGGGCCCCCACCAAAAUCAGGGGGGUUCCCACCUCCACCCCAAACAACACCCUUUUGCAUCGGGGGCAGAGCGGCCUGAGGGAAAGGGACAAAAAAAGGCAGGAAAAGGGCUGGCUUCUAGUAGCACCCCUGGUCCCCCCGGGGGUUUUUUCAUUGGGGGUGUUUGCUGGUUUGGGGCAUUUUUAAACUGCAUAGCUGUGCGUAAAAACAGAAAAAGAGCACAUGACUUUUAA
Molecule: messenger RNA, 687 nt
Organism: Coregonus sp. 'balchen'
Lineage: Eukaryota; Metazoa; Chordata; Actinopteri; Salmoniformes; Salmonidae
Source: the annotation of a GenBank genome assembly